This is a messenger RNA of Equus caballus (horse), 1973 nucleotides long. It is a transcript of the gene DMRTB1, whose product is annotated as DMRT like family B with proline rich C-terminal 1. Gene Ontology annotation, cellular component: nucleus. The record is from RefSeq and is a predicted model, not a curated record. Gene Ontology annotation, molecular function: DNA-binding transcription factor activity, RNA polymerase II-specific; RNA polymerase II cis-regulatory region sequence-specific DNA binding. NCBI's taxonomy places the organism in Eukaryota, Metazoa, Chordata, Mammalia, Perissodactyla, Equidae. Gene Ontology annotation, biological process: germ cell development; sex differentiation; regulation of transcription by RNA polymerase II.
ACCAAGGCACAGAAACUCUCCAAAUUUUGCACCCAAAAAAGCAGGGAAAAUGCAAGGGUCUUGCAGCAGUUCCUGGGACGUACCGAGAGCUGCUUUGUUACAAGUGUAUCCAACGUCCCCAGCACCAGGGACUUAUGGGGCGCAGCUCAUCCCUGCUCCACUCGCUCUGCAGCUCCCAGAGGUGGCGGUUGUGCUUUGAAGGCAGACCUUGCCAAGCUGGCCGACAAGAUGCUGCGCACCCCCAAGUGCUCGCGGUGCCGGAACCACGGCUUCCUGGUGCCCGUCAAGGGCCACGCGGGCAAGUGCCGCUGGAAGCAGUGCACCUGCGAGAAGUGCUACCUGAUCACCGAGCGCCAGAAGAUCAUGGCCGCGCAGAAGGUGCUCAAGAAGCAGGCCUCCGAGGAGGAACUGGAGGGGCCCGAGCUGGCCUCCGGGGCCGCGGCCACCGGCCCGGGCUCCAGCCUCCGCCCGCUGCCCCUGUUCGCCGCUUCGCGAGACCCGGGACCGGGCCCCGAGGGCCGCGCGGCCGCCUCCUUCCCGGGGAGGCCCCCGCGGGGCCCGAGCCCGGGCCCGAGCGCCUUCCAGCCGGUCCUGGGCGGCCGCGGCCACGUGGGGCCGAGGGAGCGCGCCGCGGCGGCCGUGCCCGGGGGCCCCCAGCUCGGCGCGGAGGCCGCAGGCAGGAGCUACCCCGGCCGCCCGGAGCUGCGCAGGCCGCUGCGGCCCGUGCCCAGCCCGCCCUUCGCCGACUUCGGGCACUCUCUGAGCAUCAGUUCCGACUGUGUGGUGGGAUCUGAGUACCUGGACAGGGAGCCUUCCAAGCUGUACCCGGGCUGCUCUGGCAUGCACCCGUACCGCACGUUCCCACUGGGCUACCAGGACGCCGGCCCGGAUGCUGGGGUCCCCCUGCAGCAGGGCUUCCGGCACGUGUCCUGCAGCCACUACCAUGGAGGCUUGGUGUCGGAGCCGCUGGGGGACUUCCAGCCCAGCUACUACCCACCGGCCCUGCCGCCGCCGCCGCCACCGCCACUGCCGCCAGCCCCGUUCCUGCCCCCGGGCUUCCUCUCUGCGCUCCACUUCCUCCCACCGCUGCCGCCGCCACCACCGCCGCCCUCCUUCUCACUGACCGUCGUGGCCGAGGCCCACAGGGAGGCCACUGACGACCAGGACGACCAGGACGCGGAUGUGCCUGUGCCCUGCGAGCCCAGCCAGCCCUUGUCCCAGGAGCAGUUGGACUAGGCCCCGGCCCUCCGCUGGCGGUGGGGCGAGGGGUGUUGGAGCAAUGAUUUUGUCUGUGUUCAGCGAUGUGUAGGGAGGCGGGGAGUGGUAGGCGUAAGAUGGCAGCUAAUUCCCAUUUCCAGAUAGGAGGAAGGAGGGUGACUUGUGGGGUUCUCUCAGCCCUGGCCUGUGGGAUGGAGUGGAGAACGGAGGACGAGGUUCCCAGGGGAGGCCCAGGGCUCUGAGGAGUGGGGCCGGUGGAAGCCCACAUUUAGGAAUGAAUUUAACAGUCUCUGGGUUGUGCUGCUGUUUAUCAGACUCGCCCCAGGGCUGGUCUUUGAUUUCCUCAGGCCCCGCUGGUGGCAGGAGGCACCAUCCCCUUCAGCCUCUGCCUCUGCCUCAGGACCGGGGGCGCUGGUGGCAGGUCUGCAAGGCCUGCCCUGCCCGCUGUCCGCCUGGCCCCUGCCCUCGCCCCUUCUCCAGGGGCUUUACUUGUAAGCAUCGUGACCACUGGGCUGCUUCACCUCCUCCGUAAAGUUUGAGCCGUUACAGACACCAUUUCUGAUUGGAAAAGAAUCUAUUAAAGUUUGACUAUUUGAUGUUUUUAUAGAGAUCGCCGACUUUAAAAGUAGGCUGUUCAUAGGCACUGCUGUGGUUCUCAGAGACUAGAAUGGUGCUUCCACAUCACCUGUGACGUCAGCAGUUUCUUCUCUGAGGACAGUUGACUGUUGAAAUAAAAUGAGCAGUGGAAAUCCUCA